Molecule: messenger RNA, 1015 nt
Organism: Racocetra persica
Lineage: Eukaryota; Fungi; Glomeromycota; Glomeromycetes; Diversisporales; Gigasporaceae
Source: the annotation of a GenBank genome assembly
AUGACUGACAUUGAUAUCAAAGAACGAAAGCUAUUAGCAAAAAUAUGGCCAGAAAUUAUUUUGCUUCUUUGUUUUUUUCAUAUUAGUCAAUGUUGUAAGAAUGAAAUUAACAAACAAUUAGGUCAUGGUGGUAAUAAUAAGAUAAUUCUGUUGCGAAAAACUGUCAAAAUAUUUUUAAAAAAGUUAUUAGAAAGUAUUCAAAAAGCAGAAACCAUUUUAAAAAACAAAAAAAUCUUAGAAGGCAGCUUAAAAUUUUUUACUUACCUAAUAAAACAGUGGGCUAGUGAUCUUUUGUGUAGUUGGUGUCUUAAUGGACGGAUGAAGGCUGCAGAAGUUCUUGGAAUUCCUUUAAAAAAACUUCCUACCACAAAUAAUCACUUCGAGAAAAUGAAUGAAUAUUUAAAAAACAAUCAAUUAAACCAGGAACGAAGAAAAGAACUUAAUAUAAUGAACCCAUCAGACUGUAAAAUUCUAAUGCAAGAAUUUUUACAAGUGGCAUAUUUAUCUCCAAGCACAAAGCGUGAUGAAUCGGCAAAAAAACUACUUGAAAUGAAGAAAGUAAUUAAAUAUGAGGUUGAAGAAAUAAGUGGAAAGAUUUAUGUCGAAGUUGAAUCUGAAACUACUCCAGGGUUUCCAACAGAUAUUUGCUGCCAAUGUUUUGACUUUCUUCAAACGGGUAUUAUAUAUAAACACCUUCGUGCUGCAGCCCUAUAUCUUAAUAAACUUCGUAAACAAGAGCCAUAUAAAUAUUUACCUAAAAUGAUUUUUUUGACUUAUCAAGAAGCUCAAAAUAUUUAUCAUAGUCAAUAUGAUAAUAAGUCGGAAGUACUAGUAGGUUCUGAGAAUGAAGAUGAUAUUAAACAUAUUCUUGGAAUCAACUCUUCUUCAGUAAUGUCAUCAUCUGAUGUGCCUAUAGCGAAUGUACCAAGACUUAACAAAAUCAACUUCGAUACCUUAAAUAUAACUGCUAUCUACAAACAAGAGUUUAAAGAAUUCUUAGAAUCUACUUUGAGAA